Molecule: messenger RNA, 492 nt
Organism: Camellia sinensis
Lineage: Eukaryota; Viridiplantae; Streptophyta; Magnoliopsida; Ericales; Theaceae
Source: RefSeq, a predicted model, not a curated record
AUGGCGGGGGCAUUGAGGGAAUCCAUGAACAUACUUAGGGCAGAGACCCAAGCUAGAGAGAAUGUUGCGGAGACAAGGACGAGCUUCUUCACGAGGGAGUUUUUGCGGGCCAAACCGGAUGAAUUCCAUGGCGGCCCCGAGCCAAAAAAAGUGGAUGAAUGGCUUGAACAGAUUGUGAAGACUUUCGAGAUGCUUCACAUCAAGAACAGUGAGUUGAGGGUGACCCUAACAAGUUACUAUUUGAAGGGUGACGCAGGCCAGUGGUGGAAGUAUGCCAAAGGCCGUAUAGAACUGACAUGGGAAGCAUUUGUGGUGGCCUUCCAAGACAAGUAUUUACCUCCUACUGCUAGGGAGAGGUUGAGGCAGGAAUUCAAGGACCUUAAGCAACUGAAUAUGUCCGUGGUCGAAUUUGAAGCGGCCUUUUCUAGUUUGUCCCGGUUUGCACCAGAAUUGGUAGCGACGGAGGAGCGCCGUUGCUUUGAGUUCGAGUAG